CCGUUCCUUCUCCGCCCGUCCGUCGCGCGAACAGAUUUGACUAUAUAUGGUCAAAGCUGGGAGAUAAGCGAGAGCUGGGUGAGCUGCGCUUCCUGCUUUGCGCAGCCGGGAGUUGACGUCGCUUCCCUCACCCCCGCUGUUGGAGGAGGAGGUGGAAGAAGAGAGGGGACUUGAUUUGCCUUGCCUUUGCUCCCGCCGCGGACUCGCCGCCCUUGAAGCCGCCGCAGCAGCGAGAGGCAACCACGAUGCCCUACCAGCUGAAAACAGUGUUUGCCAGCCUCCCGCAGGUCGAAAGGGGGAUCUCCAAAAUCAUUGGCGGAGAUCCGAGAGGCAACAAUUUCUUAUAUACCAAUGGAAAAUCUGUCAUCAUUCGAAACAUAGAUAACCCAGCAAUUGCUGACAUCUAUACUGAACACGCCCAUCAGGUUGUGGUGGCCAAGUAUGCACCCAGUGGCUUCUAUAUCGCAUCUGGAGAUAUCUCUGGAAAGCUUAGAAUUUGGGACACCACACAGAAGGAACAUCUAUUAAAAUACGAGUAUCAGCCAUUUGCAGGAAAAAUAAAAGAUAUUGCAUGGACUGAAGAUAGCAAGAGAAUUGCUGCUGUUGGAGAAGGAAGGGAAAAAUUUGGAGCAGUCUUCUUGUGGGAUACUGGUUCUUCAGUAGGUGAGCUUGCAGGUCACAACAAAGUAAUAAAUACAGUGGACAUUAAGCAGACGAGGCCUUAUCGCUUAGCAACAGGCAGCGAUGACAACUGUGCUGCUUUCUUUGAAGGACCACCAUUCAAGUUCCAGUUCACCAUUAGUGACCACAGCCGCUUUGUUAACUGUGUGAGGUUCUCUCCUGAUGGAAAUAGACUUGCUACAGCAAGUGCAGAUGGACAGAUUAUCAUUUAUGAUGGCAAAACUGGAGAAAAAAUUGAUGCUCUUGGUGGAAACAAAGCACACGAUGGAGGUAUUUAUGCAAUUAGUUGGAGUCCCGAUGGCCAUCGCCUUCUUUCUGCUUCUGGGGACAAAACAGCUAAGAUCUGGGAUGUCGGUUCCCAGAGUGUGGUAACUACAUUUAAAAUGGGAUCAGAUGUUUUGGACCAGCAAUUAGGUUGUUUGUGGCAAAAAGGUCAUUUAUUGACAUUAUCCCUUUCUGGAUAUAUCAACUAUCUGGAUGAGAACAAUCCUAAUAAGCCUCUUCGCGUCAUAAAGGGUCACAGCAAAUCAAUACAGUGUCUUACAGUGCAUAAAAAUGGAGGGAAAUCCUAUAUAUACUCUGGAAGCCAUGAUGGACAUAUUAAUUAUUGGGAUUCUGAAACAGGAGAAAAUGAUGGAUUUGGUGGGAAAGGACACACAAAUUUAGUUUCCCGAAUGGCUGUGGAUGACUUUGAGCAGUUGGUCAGCUGUAGUAUGGAUGAUACUGUGCGUUAUACUAGUCUUAACAAAAAGGAAUACAGCAGCCAAGAUGUUAUAAAAAUGGAUGUUCAACCAAAAUGUGUGGCAGUUGGACCUGGAGGAUAUGCAGUGGUCACAUGCAUUGGAGAAAUUAUUUUGAUGAAGGAUAAGAAGAAGUGUCUUGCAAUUGAUAACCCUGGUUUUGAACCGGAGGCAGUGGCAGUUCACCCUGGAGGUGGGACAGCAGCAGUUGGAGGAACAGAUGGGAAAGUGCAUUUAUAUGCAAUUCAUGGAGCUUCUUUAAAAAGUGAAGAGAAGAUUCUGGAAGCCAAAGGACCAGUAACUGACCUGGCAUAUUCUCCUGAUGGAGCUUUCCUGGCUGUGACAGAUGCAAACAAAGUAGUCACAGUGUUCAGCAUUGCUGAUGGUUAUGGGGAACAUAAUGUAUUCUAUGGCCAUCAUGCAAAAAUAGUUUGUGUUGCCUGGUCCCCUGAUAAUGAGCACUUUGCUACUGGUGGCAUGGACAUGUUGGUGAACGUGUGGACCCUAAGUGACCCAGAAACCCGAGUAAAAAUACCAGAUGCACACAGGUUACAUCACAUUAGCGGUUUAGCAUGGCUGGAUGAAAAUACCUUGGUAACAACAUCACAUGAUGCGUCAGUCAAAGAGUGGUCUAUUUCCUACAAAUAAAAUACCUUCAAUCAGAAUAACUUCAUCAGGAGAGACUACUAGAGUGAAAUAAAGCAUUUCUUUUUCUGAAAAUUUAGCAAAUGUAUAAUGGGAUUCUAUAGCAUAUUCUACUAUCUUUGCAGGCAGUGUUUAUAUCUGUAAUUACAUAACUGUUGAAAAGCUUUAGUCAGUUACAGUUUGCACAUGAAAAGCACUUAAAUUAUAUUUGGAGUUUAAAAAAUCUUUUGUGUGCUGAACAUUCCAGAGUUUGCAACCUUAGCAGGAUGAUAGAACUGAUUUGGUUCCCUAUUUUUAAUACUAUAUGUAAAACACAUAUUCACCUGAUCUUUGUACAGCAUGAGAGAACUCUCAUUUUUUCUACUUACAGAACAUUUCUGUACUAAGUCAUAAGAAUGCUUGUUGUGAUCCACAAAAAUGAAUUGUGAUGUGCAGCUACUGUAUAUGGGCUUGUCUGUAAUCCCCCAAACUGUGGUCUCAGAUUUCCUUCAAAAAAACAACAACAGUGGGGUACAUCCAUAAUAAAGUUUUUGGUAUUUCCUGUG
Molecule: messenger RNA, 2611 nt
Organism: Ahaetulla prasina
Lineage: Eukaryota; Metazoa; Chordata; Lepidosauria; Squamata; Colubridae
Gene: WDR1
Product: WD repeat domain 1
Exons: 15
Coding region: 246-2069 (607 amino acids)
Biological process (GO): locomotion; actin filament depolymerization; sarcomere organization
Cellular component (GO): cortical actin cytoskeleton
Molecular function (GO): actin filament binding
Source: RefSeq, a predicted model, not a curated record